CAUCUAAUCUAAUAACUCUCCAAACAAACAGCAUGUGUACCAAAAAUGGUGGUGGCAUUCCACUAAGCCACAUAUUAUAUACAACACUGCAUAUGUCUUAUAUUUACACGCACAUGAACACACACUAGCUAACCGACUCCAUCCCAUCAAAAUCUUGAAAAAUAACCCUAAUUUUCAAGAAAUUAACCUCUUCAAUGGGUCAUCAAUGGCUAAGCUUAGUUGGUACAAUUUGGCUUCAAUCCAUUAGUGCAACAAACUCAAACUUCCCAUCGUACUCUUCCCAGCUGAAGCAGCUUCUUUCACUCUCACAGCUUCAGCUCAACAAUUUAGCUUUCGCUUCAGAUUCUGGAAAACUCUUCGGUUUUUUAUCAGGCAUGGCAGCAGAUCAUCUCCCUCUUUGGCUUGUUCUUUUAAUCGGUUCUUCACUGGGGCUCAUAGGCUAUGGCGUUCAGUAUCUUUUCCUUGUAACAAAUAAAGUCUCCUCCCUUCCCUACAGUCUUUUGUUUCUACUAACAGUUUUGGCUGGGAACAGCAUUUGUUGGAUCAACACCGUUUGUUACAUGAUCGCAAUACAGAAUUUCCCACUGGAUUUACAACUUGCAGUUGGUUUAUCAACUAGUUAUCAAGGAUUGAGUGCAAAGAUUUAUUCAGCCGUAGUUGAUGUGGUGUUCAAGUCAUCAUCUUUAACGUCAAUACAAACAACAAGAUCAUAUCUUUUGUUGAAUAGUAUUCUACCCCUCGUGGUUUGCUUGAUCACUUCACCGUUUGUUACAGUGGUUACCACUGCAAGAUCGAAGAGAUUAUCACGUGGGUUUUUUGUGAUCUUUGCAAUCACCAUAUUUACAGGAACUUAUGCAGUGAUCACCAGUUUAGAAUCAAGGAAAAGACCGUUUACUCCGUUGGUAAUUUUAAUUGGUAUGUGUGUGUUCUUGUUGGCCCCUUUAGUGGUUCCAUUAGUGGAGAAAUUGAGAGAGAAAAUGGAGCAUAAAUGCUUGAUCAGAAGCUACGGGAAGAAGGUAUGCGAUGAGAGCAGCAUGGAGGAAAAUGGAUUAGGGGUGGUGAAUGAACACUGUGUGAAAGAUGAAGGGGUGGUGAUGUGUGAUGGUGAAGAGAUGGAGGCUAAAGUAAUGGUGAAAAGAUUGAAUUUUUGGUUGUAUUUCUUUGUGUAUUUGUUUGGUGCAACAGUUGGGAUGGUGUAUUUGAACAAUUUGGGACAAAUUGCUGAGUCAAGAGGGAAUUCAAGCACUUCUUCUUUGGUUUCAUUGGCUUCGUCUUUUGGUUUCUUUGGUAGACUCUUUCCUUGCCUCCUUGACUACCAUCUCUCAAGGACCAAAUACAAGGUUUCAAGGCCAGCUUUAAUAGCAUUGAUGAUGGUCCCAAUGACAGGAGCUUUCUUCUUACUCCUUAAUGGUAGCAACAUAUGUCUUCACAUAAGUACAGCCAUUAUCGGGAUAUGCACAGGUGCGGUAUCCUCGGCCUCUGUGUCAACAACAGCUGAGCUUUUUGGGGCCAAGAACUUUAGUGUCAACCAUAAUAUUGUGGUCGCAAAUAUCCCAAUUGGGUCCUUCUUGUUUGGAGAUAUGGCAGCAUUUCUCUAUCGAACCGUUUUGGCCAUAAUUCUUCAUUCGAGAUCUAGAAAGGCUUAA
This is a messenger RNA of Lactuca virosa, 1646 nucleotides long. NCBI's taxonomy places the organism in Eukaryota, Viridiplantae, Streptophyta, Magnoliopsida, Asterales, Asteraceae. The record is from the annotation of a GenBank genome assembly.